This is a messenger RNA of Cladophialophora psammophila CBS 110553, 1329 nucleotides long. RefSeq names its product oxalate decarboxylase. Bases 1 to 1329 code for a protein of 442 amino acids. The transcript has 3 exons. Gene Ontology annotation, biological process: oxalate metabolic process. The record is from RefSeq and is a predicted model, not a curated record. NCBI's taxonomy places the organism in Eukaryota, Fungi, Ascomycota, Eurotiomycetes, Chaetothyriales, Herpotrichiellaceae.
AUGCAUCUUCCCUUGUGGUCUCUGUUCGUGGGCGCCAGCUUGGCAGUGCCAGUCAUCGACCGGCAACAACAAGCCUUGCGACCUCUUGAUCGAAAUGGCCCUUACACACCAGGCAACCGAGAUCCCUAUGACCACAAAGUUGACUCAUAUGGUAAUGACUGGCAGCCUCUGCCUUGGCGUAACGGUGACGGUGCGACCAUGAUGGGCCCCCGUAACAAGGACCGCGAGAGGCAAAACCCAGAUAUGAUUCGACCGCCCAGCACUGAUCACGGAAGCAUGUCCAACUACCAUUGGAGUUUUGCCGACUCCCAUAUCAGGAUCGAGGAAGGAGGGUGGACGCGUCAGACCACCAUCCGAGAACUGGGAUCAAGCAAAGAGAUUGCUGGUGUCAAUAUGAGACUCGAUUACGGGGUGAUUCGAGAGCUUCACUGGCACAAGGAGGCUGAGUGGGCAUACGUCCUAGAGGGCAACGUGCGCGUUACUGCUCUAGACACUGAGGGCGGCAACUUUAUCGAUGACCUUCAGAAGGGAGACUUGUGGUACUUCCCGUCCGGCCAUCCUCAUUCUCUGCAAGGGUUAAGCCCCAACGGCACUGAAUUCUUGAUUGUUUUCGACGAUGGCAACUUCAACGAAGAGUCGACCUUUUUGUUGACCGACUGGCUGGCGCAUACUCCCAAGUCGGUCCUUGGGGAGAAUUUCCGCCUCUCACCAGAAGUUUUCAAGACCAUCCCCAAGUCCGACAAAUACAUUUUCCAGGGUAGCCUCCCAGGCUCCAUCGACGAGGAGAAGCCAGAUGGCACUCACGUCAAGAAGUCUAAGCUUCAAUUCACCCACAAGAUGCUGGAUCAAGAGCCUCUCAACACGACCGGAGGUCUUGUUCGCAUCACCGAUUCGACCAACUUUCCCAUCUCCAAGACCAUCGCAGCAGCCCAUCUCGACAUUGCACCUGGUGCUAUGCGUGAGAUGCAUUGGCACCCAAAUGCCGACGAGUGGUCAUACUUCAUUAAGGGUCGUGCUCGUGUCACCAUCUUUGGGGCUGAAGGAAAUGCCAGAACCUUUGAUUACAUGGCCGGAGACGUUGGCGUCGUUCCAAGGAACAUGGGCCAUUUCAUUGAGAAUCUGAGCGAAGACGAACCCGUUGAGGUCCUAGAAAUCUUCCGAGCCGACAAGUUCCAGGACUUCUCGCUCUUCCAAUGGUUGGGCGAGACGCCCAAGAAGCUGGUGGCAGAUCACAUUUUCGCCGACGACGAAGUUGGGGCAGAAAAGUUCUUGAAGGAGAUUCAUGAUGCGGAAUACGACCCGAUCCGGGGAAAGACCGAGGAUUCUUAA